CCACGUAACAUCCAACUCGUCACCGCAGACUCACUCGGGCUUCUACGAUUAUUAUCUCAUUUACCGGUGUAGGGCCUGCACGCGUCCAUCGAACAGCCAAAGGGCCAUUUUUCGCGGAUUAUCUUGUUUUUUUUUUUUUUAGUGUGGAUACCACGAGUUAUCGUCAACCACCAGAUAAAAUAUUAGUGAAAUGACAACGACAACUGGGGAGCCGUCAACUCUCAAAAACCCGUCGACCCUCUCCGGGGGUGAUUUAGUCUCUCGAUUACUCGCAGCAACACCUCCGUAUCUCUACAAUGUCCCUCUGACACCCCACAGUUUUUUCUUCAGCGAGAUGCUCAGGUCGUUUGUCCAGGCAAAGUCCGAGACGGCGACGACCUCGACGGCCCCGACGCCCGUCAACCGCCGACGGAAGAGAUCGUGGCGCGAUGCCAGAGACAGACCCCUCGAGCUCACGACCAAAGAAAAAACACACGAGUCUCAUUCCGAGAAGUACUUCCACCAGGAUUUAACGGAGAACAGAUUCAAACCCGAGGCUUUUGAGUCCGAGCUGAAGCCCCCGGGGUACGAGGAGAAUAAAAAUUUCAACGACGUCCUCAAGCCUCCGGACGAGAGUCCCACGGACUUCGUGAAACAACCGCGGAAUUUCUACGACGACUCCUCGAGGCUCUUCGGGGCAGAUCGCAUCACCCACGAGAUCUUCCCGAGUCAGAAGAUCAAACCAGAGGAGCAGAUGACUCCCCCAAACGAUCGGAAAUACGAGGAACGUCAGAAGAUAAAUCCAGACUUGUCAUUUUCCCAGGAACCGAAGAACAAACUCGAUUUUUCAGCGAGGAAUUUCGUUCCUGGUCUGGGAUCUCGCCCGGAGGAGCUUUCAGGAACUCCGAAGAAUUUCCUCCCACCAGCGGUACCGAACCCGGACUUCCUGCCGAGUCCUCUGUGGUACCCACCUUAUCCCCUGCCCCAAUCCUACCCUGGAAUCGAUCCUCUUCAUUUUUUCAUCGACCUGCGUGUCUCUGGACACAUCUGGGACAGAAAACUCAGCGAGAGACAGGCACCCUUCAAAAGCAAACACUGCUCGGCAUUCAGUGUUCCUCAGGCCAAGGAAUUCAACAGGCCCCUGAAUUUAACGAGGGACGAGGCCAGCACCUCCAAGAAAUCCCAAGAGAACUCUCGUGGAACGCAUUUCAUUCUGAAGAAUCUCAUGAGGACGUAUAAGGGCAUCAAGGACGUGGCAAUCAGGGCUAGGGAGGACAAGGGAAGAGACCAACGAGAUUGUGAAUCCGUCGAUGAUGCAUCCAAGGAAGACGCGAUGUUGUCUCCGUCUUGUCAUGACGAAGAUAAUCGAAAAGAUAUUCGAGCUCUCAUCGGUCUCGAACUCGUUGUCGAUUAUGUUAAGGAACCCAAGGAAGAACCCGCCCAGUCACCAAAGACCGAGUGAAAUCAUUAAUAAAUACCAAUUCACGUCUUCAAAAUAUUUUUAUCAUUAAUUCUCCCAUCCCUCCGAAAUAUUCGUGGAGUGUACAACGAAUUAAUCAUGAAACAAUCCGUGAAUUAUCUUUUCACCAAUGAAAAAAAAACAAAUAAUCGACUUACUCAUCAGUUGUUGGCUUCAUUUGUCUUUUGUAAAAUAUAAAAUUGUAAAUAAUUACUAGACUAGAUAUCUCACGGCAUUUUCAAUGUCUGUAUACUGAAUAAUGAAUCAAAUAUAAAAAAAAAAAAACGGUGUAGCAAGGUAUCAACUGUGUAA
Messenger RNA from Fopius arisanus, 1750 nucleotides. RefSeq lists its product as uncharacterized. The transcript has 3 exons. The coding region runs from base 191 to 1441 and encodes 416 amino acids. The record is from RefSeq and is a predicted model, not a curated record. NCBI's taxonomy places the organism in Eukaryota, Metazoa, Arthropoda, Insecta, Hymenoptera, Braconidae.